AGGAAAUUUGGGAGGAGUGUCCGGGGGGCAGCAACUUAAAAGGGGGAGGGAACUGCGGCUAAGGAGACGUUCGGUGAUGGGAGCGCAAUGUAUGAGGGGAUACCGUGCCUCAGGUUUAAAAGAGCAGGAAGCUGAGUGAGAGGUUGGAGAAAAAGUGUCUUCGCUAGGCGGAGGUUACAGGUGGUGUCUCGGAAAGAGCUCCGAGGCUGUCCGCUUGUAGUCGAGAAGAGGAUCAGAGAACUGUGUAGAAGGGACAGCUUGGGGGCUAGCGUCCUGGGGCGAGGGGGAAGUUCGCGACUUUCUGAGGACUGGCAGGAAUGUGCCUCCUGGCCCUCGGUGCUUCCCCCCUGGGGGGAGGCAUCGCGAGGGACGGUGGCAGGCUCCUCUGAAAGCUGAGCGGCGGAGGUCCAAUUCCACGUAUGGAUCCAAGGAAUGAGAAUUCAGCCACAGAGGCUGCCGCGAUCAUAGACCUCGAUCCCGACUUCGAACCCCAGAGCCGUCCGCGCUCCUGCACCUGGCCCCUUCCCCGACCGGAGCUCGCUACUGAGCCGUCUGAGCCUCCCGAGGUGGAGCCAGGUCUGGGAGAGAAGGUACACACGGAGGGGCACUCAGAGCCGACCCUGUUGCCCUCCCAGCUCCCAGAGCCGGCAGGGGGCCCCCAGCCCGGGAUCCUGGGGGCUGUAACAGGUCCUCGGAAGGGAGGCUCCCGCCGGAAUGCCUGGGGAAAUCAGUCAUAUGCAGAACUCAUCAGCCAGGCCAUUGAAAGCGCCCCCGAGAAGCGACUGACACUCGCCCAGAUCUAUGAGUGGAUGGUCCGCACUGUGCCCUACUUCAAGGACAAGGGUGACAGCAACAGCUCAGCAGGAUGGAAGAACUCCAUCCGCCACAACCUGUCCCUGCACAGCAAGUUCAUCAAGGUUCACAACGAGGCUACCGGCAAGAGCUCUUGGUGGAUGCUGAAUCCUGAAGGAGGCAAGAGUGGCAAGGCUCCCCGCCGCCGGGCAGCCUCCAUGGAUAGCAGCAGCAAGCUGCUCCGGGGCCGCAGCAAGGCCCCCAAGAAGAAACCUGCCGUGCUGCCGGCUCCACCCGAAGGCGCCACUCCAGCGAGCCCGGUCGGCCACUUUCCCAAGUGGCCAGGCAGCCCUUGCUCGCGAAACCGCGAAGAGGCCGAUGUGUGGACCACGUUCCGUCCACGAAGCAGUUCCAAUGCCAGCACCAUCAGCACUCGGCACUCCCCCAUGAGGGCAGAGUCUGAGGUGCUGGCCGAGGAGGAGAUGCCAGCCUCAGUCAGCAGCUACGCAGGGGGUGUCCCUCCCACCCUAAACGAAGAUCUCGAGCUGUUAGAUGGGCUCAAUCUCACCUCGUCCCAUUCCCUGCUCUCUCGGAGUAGUCUCUCUGGCUUCUCUUUGCAGCAUCCUGGGGUCCCGGGUCCCUUACACACCUACAGCACCUCCCUCUUCAGCUCAGCAGAGGGGUCCCUGGCAGCAGGAGAAGGGUGCUUCGCAAGCCCCCAGUCUCUGGAGGCCCUGCUCACCUCUGAUACGCCACCACCCCCUGCCGAUGUGCUCAUGACCCAGGUAGACCCCAUUCUGUCCCAGGCUCCGACACUUCUGUUGCUGGGGGGGCUACCUUCCUCCAGCAAGCCAGCCACAGGAGUCGGCCUCUGUCCCAAGCCGCUAGAGGUCCCAGGCCCCAGCAGUCUGGUCCCCACCCUUUCUAUGAUAGCACCACCUCCGGUCAUGGCAGGGGCUCCCAUCCCCAAGCCCCUGGGGGCUCCUGUGCUCACACCUGGUACUGAAGCUGCAAGCCAAGACCGAAUGCCUCAGGAUCUGGAUCUUGACAUGUAUAUGGAGAACCUGGAGUGUGACGUGGAUAACAUCAUCAGCGACCUCAUGGAUGGGGGCGAGGGACUGGACUUCAACUUCGAGCCAGAUCCCUGAGCCACGGCUGGAAGCUUUGUCCCCUGCUUCAGCGGUGGAGCCAGGCGUGCCCAUAUCCACUCUUUACCCUUGACCCCUCCCUGGGAAUUCGGGACCCUGCUUUAGAGCUAGGGUGGGGUCUGCAGACACGGGGGCGUUGAAGAAAUUCUAAAGAUAAAGCUGCCCCAUCUGGGAACUGUGGAGGGAGGGAGGGAAAGGGGUGGGGGGAAAGGGAAAGGGUUUCUUCUCACUGUGCCAAUUAGGGGGUGAGGCCCCCUCUUGGGAGCCAUCCU
Molecule: messenger RNA, 2212 nt
Organism: Neomonachus schauinslandi (Hawaiian monk seal)
Lineage: Eukaryota; Metazoa; Chordata; Mammalia; Carnivora; Phocidae
Gene: FOXO4
Product: forkhead box O4
Exons: 3
Coding region: 420-1940 (506 amino acids)
Biological process (GO): regulation of transcription by RNA polymerase II
Cellular component (GO): nucleus
Molecular function (GO): DNA-binding transcription factor activity, RNA polymerase II-specific; RNA polymerase II cis-regulatory region sequence-specific DNA binding
Source: RefSeq, a predicted model, not a curated record